UCAGGUGUGUGUGCUCUACUUUGCUAAGAGUGCUGAGUUAACUGGAGUGAGGGAGGAGCCUGUCACUGUGCCAACACCAAUCACCAGCCUGAACCUGUGGAGAGUGUUGCUACAGCGACACCCGAGGACCACGUGGUUUUAGCAGUGAGGCAGCAAUACGUUGCCAUUGGUGACCAGACGGUGACGCUGGGUGACGGAGACGAGGUGGCUGUUAUACCUCCGCUCAGUGGAGGAUAAAGAUGGCGUCCGAGCAGCGCGACGUGUUCAGGCUGACCUGUGAUGUUUUAUCGGUGCAGGAGGCUGUGGAUGUCGUCAAUUCCCCUUCAUGUGGUGCUGUCUCAGUGUUUAUUGGAACGACGCGUGAAGACACGCUGCAGGGCCGUAGGGUGGUUGGUCUGGAGUACGAGGCCUACGAGCCCAUGGUCCAGUCAGAGCUGGCGCGACUGAGUGCUGACAUCAGAGCACGCUGGCCGAGCAUCGUGCACAUCUGUGUUCUGCACCGACUAGGCUUGGUGGAUGUGGGCGAGGCCAGUGUUGUCAUAGCGAUUUCAUCUCCUCAUCGCCAUGAUGGCCAGGAAGCAGUACAGCACUGCAUCACACAGCUGAAGGCUAGCGCCCCCAUCUGGAAGAAGGAAGUCUAUGACACAAAGGAGGUGAGCUGGAAGGAAAAUGCAGAGUGCUCAUGGGCAGGGCUAAACAAUGGACCGGCUGCUGUUUGAUGAUGGAACUUCAGCACUGGAUUGAGCUCAAAUGUUUCC
Molecule: messenger RNA, 758 nt
Organism: Thalassophryne amazonica
Lineage: Eukaryota; Metazoa; Chordata; Actinopteri; Batrachoidiformes; Batrachoididae
Product: molybdopterin synthase catalytic subunit
Exons: 6
Coding region: 240-719 (159 amino acids)
Biological process (GO): Mo-molybdopterin cofactor biosynthetic process
Cellular component (GO): cytosol
Molecular function (GO): molybdopterin synthase activity
Source: RefSeq, a predicted model, not a curated record